Molecule: messenger RNA, 444 nt
Organism: Octopus sinensis (East Asian common octopus)
Lineage: Eukaryota; Metazoa; Mollusca; Cephalopoda; Octopoda; Octopodidae
Product: 60S ribosomal protein L30
Exons: 7
Coding region: 56-406 (116 amino acids)
Cellular component (GO): cytosolic large ribosomal subunit
Molecular function (GO): structural constituent of ribosome; RNA binding
Source: RefSeq, a predicted model, not a curated record
UCUUCCUAUCUCGUCCAUUACCCAAGUCGUAUCGAGUAGAAGUGAAACCAUAGCCAUGGUCCCUCCAAAGAAAUCCAAAAAGGCCAUUGAGAACAUCAACUCAAGGUUGGCGUUGGUGAUGAAGAGUGGUAAAUAUGUGCUCGGUUACAAACAAGCCCUGAAAACUAUCAGACAGGGCAAGGCUAAAUUGGUCAUUAUUGCCAAUAACACUCCUCCUUUAAGGAAAAGUGAGAUUGAGUACUACGCCAUGUUGGCUAAGACUGGUGUUCACCAUUACAACGGCAGCAAUAUUGAUCUUGGAACAGCUUGUGGAAAGUAUUUCCGAGUGUGUACACUGAGUAUCACUGACCCAGGUGAUUCUGAUAUCAUCCGCAAUGUUCCUACAGAGCAACAGAAUGUAUCAUAAUCUGUAAAUUGCAUCAAUAAAUUGUGUAAUUAAGCACA